Lutra lutra (Eurasian river otter) is the source of this 1438-nucleotide messenger RNA. Its product is annotated as olfactory receptor 1009-like. Lineage: Eukaryota; Metazoa; Chordata; Mammalia; Carnivora; Mustelidae. Gene Ontology annotation, cellular component: membrane. Bases 497 to 1438 code for a protein of 313 amino acids. The record is from RefSeq and is a predicted model, not a curated record. Gene Ontology annotation, biological process: G protein-coupled receptor signaling pathway; sensory perception of smell. The transcript has a single exon. Gene Ontology annotation, molecular function: odorant binding; olfactory receptor activity; G protein-coupled receptor activity.
GCUCCAGAGUUGAAGACCAUGCAUUUAGCCUUGGGUUAUAAUCGCAAAGGGCACGGAGUACCUUCUAAAACUGAGUGGCUGCUCGUUUCUUCUGAAGCUUGUCUCACUUCCUCUCUGCUGGUGUGUUCACCUGGUGAAUGCAAGCAGAGUUCACUGAAGUGAGCAUUACUGGACAUCUGUUCUGGAGCCAUUCUCUGUGACCAGCUGGCCAUGGGACCUUCAGCAACCUGCUUCUUUUUUCCUGGAUUUUUGUCUUCUCCUUUCGGCAUUGAUGGAUUUCUGCGGAGUUUUAAUAUAUGACAGCUUCAGAUCUGAUCUUCCACCUGGGUCCCUAUCUCACUUGCGUUUCCUUGGCCACAGGAUGCAAUGAAGUCAUAUCACCCCUGAGGUUCUCCCAGUUACUGGUAUAUUUUUUUUCUGUGUCCCAUUUUUGAAGAUGUGUUCACCAAAUCUGUUGUGACUCCUCUAUUCUUCUAGUGGAAACCAGAACCAGCCAAUGGCCAUUGAAAAUGACACGAGGGUCACUGAAUUCAUUUUCACAGGUUUGAGUUACAACCCCCAGUUUCAGGUCUUCCUCUUCCUGCUCUUCCUGAGUUUCUACCUCAUCAAUCUCACUGGAAACUUGGGUAUGAUUAUUCUGAUUCGGGUUGAUUCCCGCCUUCACACGCCCAUGUACUUUUUCCUCAGCCACUUGUCCUUUGUGGACAUCUGCUUCUCCUCUGUUGUGAGCCCCAAGAUGCUCAUUGACUUCUUCGUGAAGAGGAAGGUCAUCUCUUUCUUGGGCUGUGCUUUGCAACAGUGGUUUUUUGGGUUCUUUGUGGCAGCAGAGUGUUUUCUGCUGGCGUCCAUGGCCUAUGACCGCUAUGUGGCCAUCUGCAACCCAUUAUUGUAUUCCGUUGCCAUGUCCCAGAGACUGUGUAUCCAGCUGGUGGUUGGUCCCUACAUCAUCGGGUUCGUGAACACCAUGACCCAUACAACGAAUGCAUUUUGUCUUCCUUUUUGUGGCCCCAAUGUCAUUAAUCAUUUCUUCUGUGAUAUGUCCCCCCUGCUUUCCCUCGUAUGUGCUGACAGCAGGCUUACUAAGUUGGUGGUUUUUGUUGUGGCUGGAGCUGUGGGAGCCUUCAGUGGUCUGACUAUCGUGGUCUCCUACAUUUACAUCCUCAUUGCCAUCAUGAAGAUCCACUCUGCCGAGGGCAGGUGCAAAGCCUUUUCUACCUGUUCUUCUCACCUGACGGCUGUCUCCAUCCUAUAUGGUACUCUUUUCUUUAUUUAUGUACGGCCUAGUGCAAGUUUCUCAUUGGAUAUCAAUAAAGUGGUGUCGGUGUUUUACACAGCAGUGAUCCCCAUGUUGAACCCACUUAUCUACAGCUUGAGGAACAAGGAGGUCAAAGAUGCGAUCCACAGGACGGUUACUAGGAGGAAGAUGUGUAGGGCCUAA